UAGUCUCACGCAGAGUCAUUCGCAAGCUUUCCCCGCGUUUGACAGCAUAUCAACACGUGCAUUCCUCCAACGGUAGCGUACGCGCGCCCUCGGUUUCGGGCUUGAGAGGUGUUUUUCAACUGGCAAAUUUCCCGUCGCCAGGUGGUUGAGUGUCAAGGUAAUAUCUCGCCAUGAUCGAUACAACAGCCUUAGAGGCUGUCAUUCAGCAACUUCUUCCCUCAAUCAAAACACAUAGAGCGGAGUCGGCGACCCCUUUCAUUCUUGGCCUUUCGGGCCUGCAGGGGAGUGGAAAGUCAACAUGGGCUGAGGCUCUUACCAACACACUCAACGCCAAGUAUGGCAUCAACACAAGGACGCUAUCAUUAGACGACCUUUACCACGAUCAUGAACAGCUGUUGUCAUUACGAGAUUCUAACCCUGUAAAUGGCUUUCUCCGCACUCGUGGACAACCCGGAACACACGAUGAAGAUCUAGCGCGGCGCUUUUUCGACGAUGUGUCCAAGUCACAGCCAAACCAGACAGAUCUAGAGCCCAUCAAGUGGCCGUCAUUCGACAAAAGUCUGUUCAGCGGUGAGGGUGGCAGAGCCCCAGAAUCGCAGUGGGACAACGUGCCUAGAAACCCACCUCUGGAGGUUCUUAUCUUUGAGGGUUGGUGCCUUGGUUUCCAACCACUGUCACCCAAGGAAGUCGAAGAGAAGUGGAAAAGAGCAAAGGAAUUAUCAACAGCCAACUCGGAGAACAUUCAGCUAUCCACAACGACACUAGCCAGUCAUAGCCUCGAGCACCUUCAGCUCAUCAACAAAAACUUGGAAAGGUACUGCGAGAGCUUCAUGGGCCCCUGGCGCUUCGACGCAUUCCUUCACCUCGGCACAGACCAACUAGUCAAUGUCUACGACUGGCGUCUAGACCAAGAGAGGGCAUUGCGGGAGAAGAAAGGUGCGGGCAUGACGGAUGCGGAGGUUGUUCGUUUUGUUCAAGGGUAUAUGCCCGCGUAUGAGCUGUGUCUAGAGAGGUUGACGAACGAGUCUUUUUUCCCGCAACAGGAUGCUGGGAGGAAGGCUCAUGUUCGCGUUAUCUUAGACUCCAAUCGAAAGGUCCUGGGCGUCUCCAAGGCGUAGAAGGCAGUCACAAGUAACCAAGUGUCCUCUCUGUUGUCUUAUGCGAAUUAGUGGUCUUGAUCUGGCGUCGUAUCAACACAUUUUCAUUCCCAAUCUUGAGCCCAUUUUGCAUCUCGGAACUGGCUACUUGCCC
Molecule: messenger RNA, 1251 nt
Organism: Colletotrichum phormii
Lineage: Eukaryota; Fungi; Ascomycota; Sordariomycetes; Glomerellales; Glomerellaceae
Product: P-loop containing nucleoside triphosphate hydrolase protein
Exons: 1
Coding region: 171-1118 (315 amino acids)
Source: RefSeq, a predicted model, not a curated record